AUGAACAAAUUGGCAAAUAUGCGGCACUGGUCCGAGAGGAUGAGUCCCAACUUUGGGAUGGGUGGCCGUCCCAACAUGCCCGGCAACCCAAUCAAUACUCAUCCAAAAAAUGUCCCUCAUCCUGGCCCUGCCCUCGUCAACCCGCAGGCUGCCGACGCCACCAUCACCUACUCUUUCAACGUCCCCUUCUCGUCCGACCUCGCCGGUCCCAACACCGAGGAAAUUCUGCAUUCCACCGCCGAUGCCGUCCUCCGAUGGACGCACCCCGAGGAUGCCCCUGAUGACGUCCAGGUUCACGAGCUUCCUGUCCACGCCCACAACCUCAACAACCUGCACCGCUUGUGUAGAGACCUCUCCGGUGGGCCUCUUCCCAUCGAGGCCCAGGUCAUUUCCACUGCUCCCAAGAAUGGCAGGGCCCAGCAAAUCACCACUGUUUGCCUUUCCGGCUCUCCCGAGCUCGUCAACAAAAGCCGUGAGACCAUCCUCAACGAGAUCCCCAUCGCCUUGCGCUGCACCAUCAUCGACAUCGAGGGCAAGCUUGUCUGCGACUUGAACGCCGGCGUUCUCAAGAAGCCUGUCAUCGAGACCCUCGAUUACAUCUCCACCUUUUGUGGUGUCGACAUUUUUCUGCUUGGCCCCAAGCUGACUCCCAUGGUCGAUGGCGUGUCUGGCGAUUCUGAAAUGCGCAUGGACCAAAGAUGGAGAAUUGCCAUCUAUGGUGAUAUUCUGUCUUCGGAGCAUGCCAAGGCUCGUGUCCUCAUCCACAUUGAUACCUUGCUUGGCCGUGUUGUCGAUGCUACCCGUGUCGACCUUGCGCUGCACCAACUGGUCUGCGGCCGUCAUCGCAAAAACAUCAAACUCAUAGAGUCCUCCACCGGAACUGCCAUCUACUUCCCGCCGCUAUUCUCGCAAAUGUACCGAUACUGUCCUCCCAAUGCAAACCGACGUGAUCCCGCCGAAAUUUACAUCACUGGUGAAUCUCCUCAAGCCAUUGAACUUGCCAAGCAGAGACUACACGAAACCGCCACUCGUAUCCGCAUCUAUGUUAAGGAUGUCAACAUACCUGCUGCCAAAAUUGACACCAUCCUUCUCGACCGCCUGGACAAAGUUCGCAAGGUCCUCGAGGCCAACGGCACCUACGUCAUGUUCCCUCCCCUGGCCUGCCAGCGUAACCUGGUCCGUGUUCAGGGCACCGAGAGUUUGCCCGUCGAGCGCACCGUUCGUGAGCUCAUGUCUCUUGCCGGCCAGUUCUACUCGGCCGCCUGGUUCAUGCAGCAACCCGACGCUCGGCAGCUCCCUAGUCCAGCCGAUACGCAGGCCAUGCUUGGCGAAAUCUGUGCCAACUCUGAUGCUGAUGUUUCCUUUGACAAGAUGUCCUUUACCGUCACUGGCUCCGAUGAUGCCGUCAAAGCUGCCUUGACUGUCAUCUCCGACUUCAAAUUCAUCUCCCAGCCUCAGUACCAGAUUCGGGUCAAGAUUGAGCUAGCAAAUGAGCACAAGGAAUUUGUCAGUGGCAAGAAGAACGGAAAGAUCAACAAGAUCAUGGGACAGAGCAACGUUCAAAUCAUCUUUGACGGCUUCAACGAGUACAAUUUCAACAUCGACGUCAUGGCCGCCAGCUACGAAUCGCUCAAGCAGGGACUGACCCUCGUUGAACAGGAAAUGCCUGCAUCCAUCUCGUUCCACGUUCCUGAUCAAUAUCACAAGCGAAUCAUUGGUAUCGGAGGUCAGCAUAUUCAGCGCAUCAUGAAGAAACACUCCGUCUUCGUCAAAUUCUCCAAUGCCAUGGACCGAGGCGGCAUGGGCCGUGAAGAUGACGACCUUAAGGUUGACAAUGUUAUUUGCCGCACCCCUGCUCGAAAUGCUCAGAACUUGGAUGCCGUCAAGAACGAAAUCUUGGAGAUGGUCGACCGAGCGGAUUCCGAGUACACGUCUCAGAUUGUCAAUGUGGACCGCCUCUACCAUCGCGAGCUCAUUGCACGUCUCUCCGAAAUCGACGAGCUUGAGCAAAAGUUCAAUUGCAAGAUCAGCUUCCCUAGCACCGAGCAGGCAAGCGAUGAGGUCACUGUCACUGGCCCCCAAUGGCAGGUCCCGCACUGCGUCGAUGAGUUCCUCGGCAUGGUUCCCGACAAGCACGACCUCGUUUUUGCUCGCACCCCCGAGCUUGUAAAGUUUUUCGAGUCGCCCGACUUUGUCCAUGACCUGGUCCCUAAACUGAAGAGCCAGUACGAGGUUGACGUGACUGUUCACCAGAACCCCGAGGAGCUCACCGAGGACGGCAAUCCUACUUUGACGCUGGUCUGGGGCUUCACUCGCAACAAUGCUGGCGGCCUGCGCGAUGCUGUUGAUUUUCUCGAGGCUCAAUUCGCCACUGCUGCAGUCGACGCCACUGUUGUCAAGGGCUUCAUUCCCAGGCCCAAGUCGGAUUCUUUUGAGGAUUCCCUGCAGUAUUUCGACUCGAAGCUUUUGCAGCAUGCUCCUUCCUCGGUUGGCAGCGAGACUCCCACCAAGCCUAGCUUUGGUGCUGAAAUAAUUCGCGAGCGUAGCAGCAUUCUGGACCGCCUUCGCAAGCCUGGCAGCAUGACGUCUCUGUCUUCCUUCCUGGACCGUAGGAAGAACAGCUCCCACUCGGCCAAUGGCAGCUUCUUCAAAGGCUCCAACAACGUCUCCAAGUCGUCCCUUAUAUCGAUUGAGUCUACUCGCAGCUUCAAUGCCGAUCGAAACCCCUGGAACGACAGCGGUGUCAACCUUGUUGACGAGGAGAACCCCUGGGGCGUUCGUCUUCUCGGCCCUGUUGACGCCAAGCUCGCCAUCCCCCAUGGUGGCGACAUUACCCCUAGACACGGCACCCGCGCAUCUGGCGAUAGCGGCCGCCCAUCUACUUCCCAUUCUCUCAAUUCUGGAUACCCCGCCCCUAGUGGGCAUUUCCGUUAG
Messenger RNA from Beauveria bassiana ARSEF 2860, 2934 nucleotides. Its product is annotated as KH domain-containing protein. Gene Ontology annotation, molecular function: mRNA binding. Gene Ontology annotation, cellular component: nucleus; cytoplasm. The coding region runs from base 1 to 2934 and encodes 977 amino acids. The transcript is spliced from 3 exons. NCBI's taxonomy places the organism in Eukaryota, Fungi, Ascomycota, Sordariomycetes, Hypocreales, Cordycipitaceae. The record is from RefSeq and is a predicted model, not a curated record. Gene Ontology annotation, biological process: nuclear division.